AGCCCUACCGCGAUGAUCUCUCCGGAUCAGCAGCAGCAGCAGCAGCAGCAGCAACAUCAGCAGCCCAAUCAUGUCGUGGCGACCAUUGAGAAUCUGCCUCCCGAGGGCAUCGGCGGCGGCGGCGGCGGCGGCGGCCGGAGCUGCAUCUCUGCCCCGCCUUCCUCCAGUGUGCGCCAGAAGAUCCGUAAAGUGUUUAACAGGGAGCUCCUGUUAUCUGUAGCUCUGGGGCAAGUCUUAUCCCUGCUGAUCUGUGGUAUUAGUCUAACCAGCAAGUAUUUGUCAGAUGAUUUUCAUGCCAACACGCCUGUCUUUCAGAGCUUUCUGAACUACAUUCUCCUAUUUUUGGUCUACACCACAACUUUAGCUGUUAGACAAGGUGAAGAAAAUUUAUUGGCAAUCUUAAAACGAAGAUGGUGGAAGUACAUGAUCCUUGGAAUAAUAGAUAUAGAAGCAAAUUACCUGGUAGUUAAAGCUUAUCAGUAUACCACUUUUACUAGUGUACAGCUCCUAGAUUGUUUUGUGAUUCCAGUUGUGAUCUUACUUUCUUGGUUCUUCCUCCUGGUGCGAUACAAAGCAGUGCACUUCAUCGGGAUUGUAGUGUGCAUUCUGGGCAUGGGCUGCAUGGCAGGAACAGAUGUUCUUGUUGGAAGACAGCAAGGAGCAGGAGAAAAUAAACUUAUAGGUGAUCUUCUAGUACUAGGUGGGGCCACUCUGUAUGGCAUCUCCAAUGUCUGUGAGGAGUACAUUGUACGAAAUCUGAGUAGAGUGGAGUUCCUAGGGAUGAUUGGACUCUUUGGUUCCUUCUUCAGUGGAAUUCAGCUUGCCAUAAUGGAACACAAAGAAUUGUUAAAAGUUCCCUGGGACUGGCAAAUAGGAUUACUGUAUGUUGGCUUUAGUGCCUGCAUGUUUGGCCUCUAUAGCUUCAUGCCUGUGGUGAUUAAGAAAACGAGCGCUACAGCGGUCAACCUCUCCCUUCUUACAGCAGAUUUAUACAGCCUUUUCUGUGGAUUCUUCCUCUUCUAUUACAAGUUUUCAGGACUUUAUCUGCUGUCAUUCUUCACAAUCCUUGUUGGCCUUUUGCUGUACUCCUCUACAUCCACAUACAUUGCCCAAGAUCCACGGGUGUACAAGCAGUUCCGAAACCCUUCAGGACCUGUUGUAGACUUGCCAGCCACUGGGCAGCUAGAACCUUCAGUAACAUACACCAGCCUCGGCCAAGAAACGGAAGAAGAAUCUCGUGUCCGUGUUGCCUAAACUCAGGCCCUGCCACCCUCGGUGGAGUUCGUAUCACCAUUAUCUCUGUAUCAUUCAUAGAGAAAGGUAUUUUCCAGAUGCAGUGACUCUAGUCAGCUGCAAGGUAGCAAAUAGGGGAGGUUUAUAAAAAAAAACCACCACCACCAUUAAAAUCUUUCCAAGAAUGCUUGACUAGGAGCUGUAAUUCACAGCCCUUCACUUGGAGCAGUGCUUUUCAAUCUAGAAAUAUUAAUUGAGGUUUCCUUAAGGAGAUGUUAUGAAAUGGCAGGGAAACUUUCCUGAAGGACAGUUUGCCUACCUCAAAGCUUCCAUUGGAAUGGAACCAUUCUGUAGUUGUAGAGGGCAUGUUUUAGUUUACGUGGGGGCAAACAGGCUUGGCCAGAGUCAUAUUUGAACCGAAAAUCCAUUCUACGAUAUGCCCUGAGACCCUUUGUAAUGUGCUGGAGAAAUACAGAAGCAGAUUCUGAGGGGAGGGUGGACGGUGGAGGAGAAAGGGAAAAAUCACAAGGAAACUGGUGGGCAGGUAUCUCCCAGUGUCACUUUGCUAACCUGUAUCCGGUA
Molecule: messenger RNA, 1815 nt
Organism: Notechis scutatus (mainland tiger snake)
Lineage: Eukaryota; Metazoa; Chordata; Lepidosauria; Squamata; Elapidae
Gene: SLC35F1
Product: solute carrier family 35 member F1
Biological process (GO): transmembrane transport
Cellular component (GO): membrane
Molecular function (GO): transmembrane transporter activity
Source: RefSeq, a predicted model, not a curated record